AUGUCGGACAUUCUUGUGCUUCUCUGGGCAUCCUUGUUCAUAACUGCUUGCAGUGAAACAAUUCCGGAAAUUUCAAUGAAUCUUGUUAGAUUACGUGAAGAUCUCCGAGUUGGUGAAUUUGCGUUUAACAUUAUAGCAACUGAUGCAGAUGAUGACCCAUUAAGUUACUCACUCACAGGAGAAAAUUCUUUUUACUUUACUGUAAAUCGAACCACAGGAAAUGUAACAAUACGUUCUCUUAUGGACAGAGAGGUUUCAAAAGAAGUUCGCAUAAUUUUGGAUGAUGCAAAUGACAACAGACCGAUGUUUGAUCCUCCUUCAUAUGAUAUACACAUCCCAGAAAAUACUUCUGAAAACACAGUUCUGCUUCAGGUUACAGCCAAUGAUCCUGAUGACGGUUUAGCAAAAAUUGUAAUUUACAAAAUUGAUAAUGUUGUACCAAGUGAUGGAAUUGACCUGUUUUCAAUCUCUAAUCGAAAUGGUGAAGUUAAGCUUGCAGGAAGUUUAAAUUAUACAAGUAAAAGCUCUUUUUAUCAGUUAAAAAUCAAUGCAUCGGACUGUGGUGGACUUUAUCAUGGAAAGAAUAUCAUUCAGUCCAGUACAGCAUUUGCAUCCAUCACUGUAAUUGAUGUUCCUGACCUUGAUCCACAGUUUAUUAAUGUUCCAUAUGCAGUUACUGUCACUGAGAACACACCUGUAGGUCACUCUGUCUUUAAAGUGAGAGCUAUAGAUCCGGACAAGGGAGUCAAUGCCUCCAUGCUUUACCGCAUUCAAAGUAGCAAAGGACCUGAUUUAUUUGAGAUCAGUGAAAGUACUGGUGACAUAUCUGUCAAAAAGCUUUUUGAUAGAGAAGAAUUGUUGGACAUUGAUACCACAGUUAUACUCACCCUUAUGGCCAGUGAAACCACAGAAAAUGUUCAUGGAACUUUUUCCAACACUUUGACAGAUAUGAAGAUCACCAUUGGUGAUAUCAAUGACAACAAACCUAAGUUUUAUUACUGCACUGUUAAGCUGUGCCCCUUAAACACAGAAGCAACCAGCUUCAGCGGUGAUAUCAAUGAACAUUCUUCUGUAGGUGUUUCUGUAACAGGCUUGAACAUUUUUGCACGAGAUCCGGACCAGGGGCCAAAUGCUACAUUCAGCUUACACUUGGAAGGGCAAGACAAAGACACCUUCUAUGCGUCACCUUCAUCUGCCACUUCAGAGGCUCAGGUCCAAAUUCAUGUUAACAAUCCACAAGAUAUUGACUAUGAAGAAAAGAAAAUUAUGAUAAUUGAGGUUGUAGCUACUGACAUCUCCAGCAUGGACUGCUGUUCCACAGCAACUGUCACCAUUCAGGUCAAUGACAUUAAUGACAACACGCCAACUUUCCAGCAUGAAACCUAUGAUAUAGAAGUCAAGGAACACAGUCCAAAGGGCACAGUUAUAGCCACCAUUACAGCAGCAGAUCCAGACACAGAAGAUAUAAACUAUAUCACCUACAGACUUUUACCAGACAGCAUAUUGAAGUACUUUAAUGUCAGUCCAAGGACUGGUACCAUUAAAGUGGUUGAUGGCAAACUGAUUGACCGUGAGGUCAGUGCAUCUUUCUAUGCUACUUUACAAGCAACAGACAGCAACAAACAUGUAGGGAGAACUAACCUGGAGAUCAGCCUCCUAGACAUAAAUGACAUGACCCCGAACAUACCCAGGGAGUCAUAUGUCGAGUUUGUGAAGGAAGGACUAAGUCAGCCAUUAUCGCUGCAAAUCCAUGCCACUGAUGGCGAUCAAACGGCAACAAACAACAGCAAGAUCCAAUACAGAAUCGAGAGUAGUGAGUUCAGUCAUAACUUCACCAUCAAUAUAGACACUGGAGAGUUACAAAAUAAAUAUCAGUUAGAUCGAGAAGCAAUUAAUCCCUUACUUAAUGGGGCGAUUGUGUUAAAUGUAACAGCUACUGACAUGGGAAUACCGCCUAGAGCCACGUGUGUGAAAGUUACAGUCAAUGUGGAGGAUAUUAAUGACAACACACCACUUUUAAAAGAAAGUAAAAAUGAAUUUUUCAUCAAGGAACGGGAAAAAGGGUCAUUUGUGGGCUCAGUGUUUGCUGAUGAUGCCGACCAAACAGAGAUUAACAAUCGCAUCUCUUUUCGUAUCACUGAUGGCAGCUUUGGGAACUUCAUUAUCAUCUCCUCAGCAGAAGACAAUGGGGGCUUUUUCGGUAACAUAUCUGUGGACCCAGAUGUUGAGCUGGAUUAUGAGCGGGGGCAAAGGCUAUACACUCUAACAAUUGAGGCCACAGAUCUGGGGCAGAGAAAGGAUACAGUAAAAGUGAAGGUGAAUGUGCUGGAUGUAAAUGACGAGCGACCAACGUUGCCUAAAGAUUUGACGUGGCAUGUAGCUGAGAAUACCACUGGUCUGGGGGUGGUGGGUACAAUAGUCGGCGGGGAUCUGGACAGUAACCACUCCCUGAUUUAUGAGCUCAUCUCCAUGCACUGUUACUGCAAUGCAACCAUGGGUCCAUGUGAUAAGGAAUGGUUCAUAGUGGAGCCUACAGGUGCUGUCAUGGUCAACGAGGAAUUCAUGAUUGACUAUGAGAAGUGUACUCAAGUUCUGCUGGAAGUCCAAGUGGUGGAUAUUUUCACAGAGAAAGGGGUGAAUACCACUAAACUGGCAAUUAGUAUUGAUGACCUGAAUGACAAUAUUCCUGUCUUCAUGAUCCCUGAUGGACUGUGCCUUGCCAGUCUCGACAGUAACUUAAAAGGAAAAUAUCUGAUUACUAUUGAAGCAAAAGACACUGGAAACCUAGGAGUGACAACUCAGAUUGAGAUUUAUACUAUUGACAGAUCCUAUCGUGUCGGCCUUCGUUUUGAAUCAUCAGUGGCAGAAAUCAACAGAAAUCUGAACCACAUUAAAGGGUAUCCCUGUGUUUUAGUUGCACAGCAUAAAUAUGUGUCGGGUGGAGUAGAAAUAAAGGAGGUUGAUCUUGUGUUUCUCGCACUGAUUGGCUUGGUAGCAGGCCUUGGGAUAAUUUUGGCUAUUAUGAUCACAUCGCUUGUCUGUACACAGAAAACCUACAGAAGGAAGCUGAAAGCAGCCAAGGCCAUGAACACAGCAGCAAUGAUGCAAACAGAGAGUCACAAGAGCUGUGCAGUAGUGCCUGGUACCAAUAAGUACACAACAGAGGGGGCCAACCCUGUGCUGAAUCUGAAAAUUGAUGAAGCCACAGACCUUCUGAGCUUUGAUCAAGAAGGUUGCUGUGCUGACAGACUUGGCCUCGAUUCCUUGGGCUGCAACGCUGACCUGAACUUGACUGAAAAAGAUAUCAUGCCAAUGAUGGUAAUUGCGGAAGAGGAUGAGGAGGAUGGUAGUGACAUACAGUUGGACAACAGGAACACUGAGCUGUUUGAAGCUGCUUUGGCACAACAGGACGAAAAUAAAGCCUCAAAUAUUGGGGAAAGCUAUGACAAUCCCACCUUCAGCAUCACUGACCUUUAA
Molecule: messenger RNA, 3477 nt
Organism: Brienomyrus brachyistius
Lineage: Eukaryota; Metazoa; Chordata; Actinopteri; Osteoglossiformes; Mormyridae
Product: cadherin-related family member 2-like
Exons: 25
Coding region: 1-3477 (1158 amino acids)
Biological process (GO): homophilic cell-cell adhesion
Cellular component (GO): plasma membrane
Molecular function (GO): calcium ion binding
Source: RefSeq, a predicted model, not a curated record